AUGGCUCCUGCGCCAGUCGUGGCGCCAAUUGCACCCAAGGAACAUGAGGACGGUUCGAGGAUAGAACCACCAGAGGAUGUCACCGAGGAGCCGGCUCCAAUAACAGAGCAAGAAGUGGGAGAAUACAGAGAGCAGGAUCGAUAUCUGCCUAUCGCCAAUGUCUCUCGGAUAAUGAAGUCAUCUGUACCUCCAACUGCAAAAAUUGCAAAAGACGCGAAAGAAUGCGUGCAAGAAUGCGUCUCGGAAUUCAUUUCGUUCAUAACAUCUGAAGCCGCGGAGAAAUGCCAGCUCGAAAAACGCAAGACAAUAGGUGGUGAAGAUAUACUAUACGCCAUGGGAUCAUUAGGCUUUGAUAACUACGCGGAAUGCCUGAAAGUUCAUCUAGCCAAGUUACGCGCUGUGAGUUCUCAUGUUAGUCUGGCAUUGAUUAUCUUCAACAGCACCAUUUUCCUUAGCAUCAACAUGGAAAUGUUGCAGUAG
Molecule: messenger RNA, 480 nt
Organism: Lentinula edodes (shiitake mushroom)
Lineage: Eukaryota; Fungi; Basidiomycota; Agaricomycetes; Agaricales; Omphalotaceae
Product: histone-fold-containing protein
Exons: 3
Coding region: 1-480 (159 amino acids)
Biological process (GO): regulation of transcription by RNA polymerase II
Cellular component (GO): CCAAT-binding factor complex
Molecular function (GO): protein heterodimerization activity; RNA polymerase II cis-regulatory region sequence-specific DNA binding; DNA-binding transcription activator activity, RNA polymerase II-specific
Source: RefSeq, a predicted model, not a curated record